This is a messenger RNA of Pelecanus crispus (Dalmatian pelican), 622 nucleotides long. NCBI's taxonomy places the organism in Eukaryota, Metazoa, Chordata, Aves, Pelecaniformes, Pelecanidae. The record is from RefSeq and is a predicted model, not a curated record.
CUGGUGGAAGAACAAGAAGAGACUGAGCUGUGAUUGAACCAGGAGAUUUUGGACAGUGUCUGAGGAUGGGUGAGGAAGGCCCUCCCAGUUUGGAGUAUAUCCAGGCCAAGGACUUGUUCCCCCCGAAAGAGCUUGUAAAGGAGGAAGAGUCAUUGCAGGUCCCAUUCACUGUGUUGCAGGGUGAGGGAGUGGAGUAUCUUGGCCAUGCAAAUGAUGCUGUGAUCGCCAUCUCCAACUACCGGCUUCAUAUCAAAUUCAAGGAUUCUGUGAUCAAUGUGCCUUUGAGGAUGAUGGAAAGUGUGGAGUGUCGGGAUAUGUUCCAGCUUCACAUCGUCUGCAAGGACUCCAAAGUGAUCAGGUGCCAUUUUUCCACCUUUAAGCAGUGCCAGGAGUGGCUAAAGAGGCUAACUCGAGCCAUUGCCCGCCCUGCUAAGCCUGAGGACCUCUUUGCAUUUGCCUACCAUGCGUGGUGCUUAGGAGUCUGUGUUGAUGAGGAGGAUCAACAUGCACAUCUCUGCCGUCCAGGAGACCAUGUGAGAUACCGAUUUGAGAUGGAGCUGGUGAGGAUGGGCUUUGACUUGCAGAAUGUCUGGCGCGUCUCUGACAUCAACAACAAUUACAA